Drosophila sulfurigaster albostrigata is the source of this 1896-nucleotide messenger RNA. RefSeq lists its product as uncharacterized. The coding region runs from base 1 to 1896 and encodes 631 amino acids. The record is from RefSeq and is a predicted model, not a curated record. NCBI's taxonomy places the organism in Eukaryota, Metazoa, Arthropoda, Insecta, Diptera, Drosophilidae. The transcript is spliced from 2 exons.
AUGAACGCUUUCCUUCUAGAGCGGUAUCGCACCCUAGAAGCGCUAGCGGAAGUGUCAGCCAGCACGAGCGCUCCGACGGUUCCACGGGCCUCACGCAAGGAGGCCCCCGUCGCCAAGCAGGUCAACUCCUUUGAGAGUCGGGUGACUUCAAAAAUCCAGUCCUGCAAGUUGUGUUCCCGGGAGAAUCACCCGAUUCGCUUGUGCCCUCGUUUCCUCCAGAUGGGUAUCAAUGAUAGGGUCAAUUAUAUAAAGCAACAGAAGCUGUGUCUAAAUUGUUUCGUACGAGGCCAUAUCCUGGCCGAGUGCACAAGUGCGCACAGCUGCUUUACUUGCAAGGGUCGUCAUCAUACACUCUUGCAUCGAGUGAACCCGGCGCCGACAGUCACAACCCCCAUUCCAUCUCCAGUACAGUCCACUUCCACCCAGUCAGCUAACGUCCAGUCAUUCGUGGCAGUUAACACACAAGGUGUUCUGCUCAGCACAGUUGUCAUUCACGUAUGCCAUCUCGGCGUCCGCUAUACAGCUCGGGCUCUGAUUGACUCCGGAUCAGAAGCCACCUUCCUCUCAGAGAAGUUGUUCAAGCGCUUGAGGAUGCCGUAUACAUCCGUGCAAGCCCGCGUUUCUGGGCUGACGCAAGCUGUGGCAGCCCAGCCCCGAAAGUUUUGCCAAUUCUUAAUUGGCUCCCCGGUCAGACCCGAUUUGCAGAUCGAGGCGUCGGCGUACGUCCUCCCCCAGUUAGCGGGGAAUCUGCCCUCAUGCUCCGUCCCACAAACACUCCUCGAGAAUCUGCCCAGCAUCCAGCUGGCAGACCCCAAAUUCCAUGAGAGUUCGCAGAUUGAUGUGCUACUAGGCGCUGACAUCCUCCCGUCCAUUCUGCUGGGCGGCUCUCACCCUAACAUUUGUGGGACCCUCCUCGGUCAAGAGACCAUUUUCGGUUGGAUCCUGACUGGCCCUGUGUCGGGAUCCAUUUCAAAGGCCAUUUCGUCCUUUUCGGCUCGACUGUCCGUCGAGCGAACUCCGCCAUUGGAGGAACUCCUCUCCAAAUUUUGGGAGGUGGAGGACCUGCCGGCUAGCCCAGCAAAAGAAUCUGACCUUUUUUGUGAGGCUAACUUCAACGCCACGACCGUGCGAACCUCAACGGGUCGCUACAUGGUCACGCUCCCAUUCCGCGAUCCUGGUCAUGUUGACCUGGGUCACUCGAGGGCUACCGCUCUCGCUCAGUUCCUGAGAAACGAGAGCCGUUUAAAGAGGAACGACUGUCUGAAGGAACAAUAUGACUCCGUUAUUCGAGAGUAUCUGGAUUUGGGUCACAUGACUCAAGUCCCUCCAUCCAGUUCCGGCAACUACUAUUUGCCGCAUCACGCUGUUCUCAAGCCCGACAGCACCACCACAAAGCUUCGCGUUGUAUUCAACGCCUCCAGCCCGACUUCAAACGGGAAGAGUCUGAACGACAUCCUCCACACUGGGCCAAUCCUUCAAUCCGACCUGACCAUUCAAAUCCUGAAAUGGAGGUUUUUCCAAUUUGUCUUCAACGCUGACAUCACCAAGAUGUAUCGGCAAAUCCUUUUGGAUCCCAAACACACCCGGUUUCAAAGGUUGCUCUUCCGUACUCCAGACGAGAAGUUAUGCGACUUUGAGCUCAACACAGUCACCUUUGGAGCGAACUCUAGUGACAUCAUCGCCAAUUAUAUGUACGUCGAUGACGUCCUAGCAGGAGCUCACACUAAGCAGGCUGCGGUGUCUGCUAUAGAUGAGCUUCGAACAGCGCUCGAGAGUGCUGGGUUCCCUUUGCGUAAGUGGACCUCGAACUCGAAAGAUGUGCUGAGAAGAAUCCCUAAGGAUCACUUGCUCUGUGAAGACUUCCUCAAGAUCGACGAAUCGUCGCAAAGACGCUAG